UUUAAUGGCAGAGCUGAGAGAUGAGCAGACCUGUUGAUGGGAAUAGCCUAAAUCAGUACUUACAGUUUCAAGCUGGCAAAGUAUUUCAGUGCCAUGGGUACUUCUUGUCUUCUACUUUAAGCAAACUAUAAACGACCAUGAAUGCUUGCCCCGUCAUCACCAUUGUUGGCAAAUAUUUCUGUAGAGCUCAUAAGAUACUUGACAUUAUAAAAGAGAGUCCUUUGUGACAAUUUAUUUGGUCGCAGAAUUGCUGCAACAACUGUUACUUGUCAUUACUUUUCUAAAAACGAGGCAUAGGGAAGGUAAACAUCAAAAACGGUGAAAUAACUAUUCUUGUGGUUCCUAUUUAAUAUAUCUUUUGAGAAUGUAACGUCUAACACAUUAAAAUUAUUUUAAGUUUAGAACAAGAAUAAAAGAAUCUGAAAACGUUGGAGAAGAUAAAGUAUAUUCAGUCUUCAAAUUAGAAGAUCAACAAAGCAGAAAAUGUACAAUUUUGAGGACGAGUUAACAUGUCCCAUUUGUUAUAGUAUUUUUGAAGAUCCUCGUGUACUACCAUGCUCUCAUACAUUUUGUAGAAACUGCUUGGAAAAUGUUCUUCAGGCAUCUGGUAACUUGUAUAUAUGGAGACCUUUACGAAUUCCACUCAAGUGCCCUAAUUGCAGAAGUAUUAUUGAAAUUGCUCCAACUGGUAUUGAGUCUUUACCUGUUAAUUUUGCAUUAAGGGCUAUUAUUGAAAAGUACCAGCAAGAAGAUCAUCCAGAUAUUGUCACUUGCCCUGAACAUUAUAGGCAACCAUUAAAUGUUUACUGUCUACUAGAUAAAAAAUUAGUGUGUGGUCAUUGCCUUACCAUAGGCCAACAUCAUGGCCAUCCUAUAGAUGAUCUUCAAACUGCCUAUCUGAAAGAAAAGGAGACGCCUCAGAAGUUGCUUGAACAGUUAACUGACACACACUGGACAGACCUUACUUGUCUUAUUGAAAAGCUGGAAGAAGAAAAAUCUCUGGCAGAGAAAAUGGUACAAGGUGAUAAAGAAGUUGUUCUUCAGUAUUUUAAGGAGCUUAGUGAUACAUUAGAACAGAAAAAAAAAUUGUUCCUAACUGCUCUCUGUGAUGUUGGCAAUCUGAUUAAUCAAGAAUAUACUCCCCAAAUUGAAAGAAUAAGAGAAAUGAGAAAGCAGCAGCUUGAGUUAAUGACAUUGACAACAUCUUUACAAGAAGAGUCUCCACUUAAAUUUCUUGAAAAAGUUGAUGACGUCCGCCAGCACGUGCAGAUCCUGAAACAAAGUCCACUUCCCGAGGUUCAACGUAUUGAAAUUUAUCCUCGAGUAAGCCAAGUAUUGAAAGAAGAUUGGAGCAUAACAGAAAUUGGACAAAUUAAGAAACUUCUCAUUCCUGAAAUGAAAAUUUCUUCAACAAGGAUGCCGUGUUCCUGGGGUGAUGAUGAAAAGGAAGUUGAACUUUUUAAGAUUCUAAACAUUGUUAUAGUCACACUAAUUUCAGUGAUUCUGAUGUUGAUCCUCUUUUUUAACCAACACAUAAUCUCCUUUCUAAAUGAAAUCACUUCAGUAUGUUUUUCUGAAGUUUCUCUAUCUGUUUACCAAAGUUUAUCUAACAGUCUGCAUGAUUUAAAGAAUAUACUGUGUCAUACUUUAUAUUUACUGAAGGAAUUCUUGUGGAAAAUAGUUUUUCGUUGAAAAUGCAAAUGUAAUUUGUUUAAAUAGGCUUGUCCUGUACAGGGACUAACCACCAUUGCUAAAUGGAGAAAUAGGGGUUUGCAUGGAUAAAUAGCAAACUAAAAGUUGCAACAAAUAUAUAGAAAUAUUUUAAAACUCAUGCUUCUGUUGGAUAGAAAUACGUCAAAAAUGAGAUGUCGCUAGUUUUCAAUCUGAAAACUAGAAUGAAAUCUAGUGAUUACUUGAGUAGUAGUAUCCUUUUUUUAUGGGUUUGAGAGGUUGACUUAUGACAAUAUUGCUGUGGCAUUUAAACAUUCUUGUAACAACAUUCUUUUAGCAUUAAUAUAUUGUAGUUACUGGCUUUGCAGUUCUUCAAACUUAGUAGCUUUUGGAUGAAAAGAUGGUAAAAUCCUGAAAAUGCCUACGCAUUUAUUUUUGACAUGGCUUGAUUCUUUUGAAUUUGCAAAUGAGGAUGGGUGAGACUUUAAAAUCUAGCUGCAAAGUCUAAAGAGAUAAGGGAUUACUUAAAGAUAUUUUUGAUCAAACCUGAUCCAUACAUUGUCUUAGAUUUAAGAGUAUUAAAAUGUUUAUCAACAUUCACUUCUUAUAAAGCUAUUGCUUUUGGAAAUCUGUUACUUGGGAACAAACUGCAACAUUUUCUAAUACCAUAUUCUAUGGUUUAACUUUUGUGUAGUUUUAGUUGUGAAAUCAGUUCUUGGAUAAAAACUCUGAAACAUUACUGGAACAGAAUAUGUAUUCCAUUCUUACCAGACUUAGAUGGCAGCAUGUUAACUGUAUUUAUCUUAAAAAUUAUCUUGAGUUUUUUGCCAAACAUUCCCUUAUGCUAAUGCCAAAGUACCAAUAAUUUAAUCUUCUUGAAUUUUGCUUAAAAGAGAGCCUUAACGUGAAGAUGGCUGGCUGCAUUAGGUCCAUUUAUGACCAGCAUAAUAUACCUAGCACAAUUAACUGUUGGUUGUGUGGGAUGGGCAAAGACAUUUGAAGGAUGUAAUGGAAGUAGGGGAGAACACACACACACACUCUUGAUUGUGAUUAAAGUAUGUCACAACACAAAGACGUAGUUUUAAAUGUGUAAAUAUUAGUAAAUAUAUGUGAAAUGUUAUGUGUCAAGCACUUAAUCUCAUUUCUGAAGUAGGUAUGACCCCCCCCCCCCUUUACAGAUGAAAACACAAGUCAUAUGUCUAAGGCCGUAGGUCCAGUGGGGGACUCUUGCUAGUUUUUAGACUAAACUUUUAAAUUUUAUGUAGUGUGCAUGAAUAUAGUCAAAUACAGGCAUACCUCAUUUUGUGCUUUUGCAGAGUAUUGAUUUUUUACAAAUUGAAGGUUAGUGGCAACCCUGUGUUGAGCCAGUCUAUCUGUGCCAAAAAAUUACAACUAACUGCAAGCUCAGAUGGUUAGCAUUUUUUUAGCAAUAAAGCAUUUUUAAAUUUGGGUAUGUAGUUUUUUAGAUAUAAUGUUGCAUACUGAAUAGACUGCAAUAUGUGUAGCAUAAGCCACCUUUAUAUGCACUAGGAAACCAAAAAAAUUUUGUGACUCAAUUGCUGUGGGUGGUCUGGAACUGAACCUGCAGUAUCUCCAAGGUAUGCCUGUGUACAAAUAACUGAUACUUAAACAUGCUGUUUUCUUUUGUAUUUUUACCGGAUGAGAUUGUAAAAUUUAAAGUAUAUACUGAAAUAUUUCUAUGUCUUAUAUAUAACAAAAGUAUAUAUUUUAAUAAACUCCUGACAUUUUAUUUAUAUUGAGUGGCUUAAUAAGGCAAACUCAGGAGUGGUAACUUUGGAAGUUUCACAUAGGUUGUGGGUAUCAUGUACUUUAACUUUGUAAAAAAAAAUAAACUCUACUCCAUGUUAUUAAAA
This is a messenger RNA of Miniopterus natalensis, 3545 nucleotides long. It is a transcript of the gene TRIM59, whose product is annotated as tripartite motif containing 59. Gene Ontology annotation, molecular function: ubiquitin protein ligase activity; zinc ion binding. The record is from RefSeq and is a predicted model, not a curated record. Gene Ontology annotation, biological process: innate immune response; negative regulation of canonical NF-kappaB signal transduction. Lineage: Eukaryota; Metazoa; Chordata; Mammalia; Chiroptera; Miniopteridae.